Musca domestica (house fly) is the source of this 3950-nucleotide messenger RNA. RefSeq names its product probable serine/threonine-protein kinase DDB_G0282963. The record is from RefSeq and is a predicted model, not a curated record. Bases 84 to 3950 code for a protein of 1288 amino acids. Gene Ontology annotation, molecular function: zinc ion binding; RNA polymerase II cis-regulatory region sequence-specific DNA binding; DNA-binding transcription factor activity, RNA polymerase II-specific. Lineage: Eukaryota; Metazoa; Arthropoda; Insecta; Diptera; Muscidae. Gene Ontology annotation, biological process: cell fate commitment; positive regulation of transcription by RNA polymerase II; negative regulation of transcription by RNA polymerase II. The transcript has 7 exons.
AAUAAAUUGAAAUAUUUUUUUAAUGAAUUGUGGAAAUUUAGAAUUAUUUAUUUUUAAAAUAAUAACAGUCAAUAAGAAAAAUCAUGAAAUCAUGUGUUACCAACAGCAACAACUUAAAUCGCAAUUUGCCCUUAAAUAAUAAAAGUAAAACUACAAAAAAUCGCCACAAUACAAAUUCCGCAAAUUCCCUAUUGACAAAUGCGGCCAAUAUGAAAAUAACCAAAGCCAUUGUAAAUUCGAAACAACAACAACAGCAACGUAAAACCGCAAUAACACCAGCCAAGGGAUCAAAUACGCUCCACGCCAAGUCUACAUCAUUUGACGGGGUGUCCCACCUUAACAGGGUGGAGGGGUUGAAUAUGACCGAAGGCCAGGAUUUGAAUUUGAAUGCUAUAAUCCUUAAAGAGGAUGCUUUGCAUACAAAGAAAGAGAGCCCAGCCGAGAAAGAGAUGGCCUAUGGCAGAGAGCAAAGAUCAGCCACACAACCAGCAAAUACCCAUACCCACACACAUGGCUUGGCAGCAGCAGCAACAACAACACCACCAACAACGGCGACGGCCAGUAAUGAAACAAAAAACUCGUCAAUGCCUUUGUAUGCAGGAGUAACAAAUUCGAGAGAGCAUAACAAUGACAACAACAACUACAGUGGAAACCAGCAGGCUCUUCAGAGCAAUAACAACAGCAACAACAACAACAACGGUAAUUCAACUGCCUGUAGUGAGUUUUUAAGGUCUGGCACGAAUUUGAAUUUAUCGUCUUUGGCUACGAAACCACCACAGCUCAUAUCAGUUGUCAACGAACGAUCAAACCAAACAGUGUUACGUACCACGACAGCACCGACGACAAUUACGACGACCACGACAAACCCACCAAACGAUGACAAUGAUAAUAAUAUAAUAAUCAAAGUCAGCAAUAAUAAUAAUAACAACAACAGCCAAGUGACCACAAAUCGAGAAGAUCAACAACCGAUAGAUUCUCAUCAGAAUUAUCAGGAAUCUGUGAAAAAAAUCUCAACUCUAAAUUUCAACGUGAAAACGAGUGACAAUGAAAGUGUUACAACAAAUGGCAAAUUAGCAACCACAACAACAACAAAUACAAGUGCAAAUUCGAAUCCGAAUUCAAAUGCCACAAUAACAACAAAUUCUAGUGAUAAUACAACAAGCCCAAAUAAAACAGUGAUAAAUAGUGUAAUAACAACAGCAACAACAAAUCAUAACAACAACAACAACAAUAGUGCAAAAGAAUCUCAUUUGAAAUCUGAACAAAAUAAUACCAGUGUCGAACUCCCAACCACCAACCAUCAUCACGAAGAGAAUCUCACGCCACAAAAUUAUCGCGGCCUUAACAACUCUGUGAUCAUCACCAACUAUCAUCAAAACUCUCACGGCAUUCAGAAUUCCGAAUUCAAUGCCUCCACGAUACUCAAUGUUGCCAGCAAUGAUCCGAAUCUAAAUUUAGCUGUGACGGGACAUAAUUUGCAAACGACCUCCGAUAUUACGGCCGAACAUUUGCAGGUUGCAGGUGGCCACAGCGACGAACAGCAACAACAAAUUCUACAUCAUCAUCCACAACAACAGCAACAACAACAUCCCCAGUCCCUGGCCAAUUGUCCACCGGAACACUGGCUGAAUGCCGCCUACAACUCCUGUGCCUAUGACCUGUCUUUAAAUCACCCAUCAUCGAAUUGUGCCGACUUGGGUUUGCAACUUCUACCCUCACCACAUCACACACCCCACGGAUACUACAAUCCCCAUCCACAUCACCCCCAUCAUCUGAACAGCAGUAGUCCCCUUACCCCCAGCUAUUUACAAGAAGAACACAACGCCACAAUGCGUUCCAAUCUAGCCCUCUACACAACGCCCUAUGGCUCACAUCACGAACAUCACCUGCAUCAGCAUGGUCUGAUGGGCUCACAGACCACCGGUCCCACCAUACAUCACACAUACGAUGAGAUCAUACAGGACACACUCAAAGACGAAUGUCUCGAAGAACAUCAGUCGGCCGCGAGCUAUUUAACCCUAAAUCCAGUAGACAUACAAUCCCUUAAGGAUACCUAUCAUUCGCCAGGUUUGGGUCAAGAAAUAACCCCCCUCACAGCAAUUGCCCCCGCCCAUCUACAGGCACCGUCGCCCACCACAGCAUCACAACAUCAUCACCUGCAUGCCAUCCAUUACAUACAACACAACAAUUCGGCCAGUUCGGGUGGAAAUUCACCCUCACCCUCGUCGGGCCUAUCGCAAUCGGGUGGCGACUUGGCAACUCUACAGAAUUUCACACAAUUGACAAAUGCCUCCGCGGGACCAACGGGACAUCGUGAUAUUUACAGCAUGCUGAGCGGACCCGAACAGGGACAAAUGUUCAGUUUCACCUCACCACCAUCACCGGUCCUGGCCAAUGGUUCCGUUUAUGCCGCCCCCUUGUUGGCCGCUACGGCCACCUCCAAUGGUGGUGGGAUGGGUGCCUAUGGCAUACAAACGGCCAAUAUUAUGGGUACAAAUUCAUCGCCACCGCCAACGCAUCAUCAUCACCAGGCCAUGACACCCACCAAUGGUGGUCAUGCGGCCAAUUCACCGGCAGCAACAGCUGGAGCAAACAACAACCCCACCUCGAAUGGUGGUGGUGCACAUGAAACGCAUAAUGAUGAUUAUGAGAAUGGUUCACCCAAGAGCAACCACAGCAGUGCGGGCGGAGGUGAUGGUAACUCAACGACGGCGGCGGCGUCGGGUGGUGCCUUGCCAGCAUUUCAAAGAAUUGCUGGCAACACAUAUGGAGCCAAUGCAGCCGGUGGUGUUGAACGUUACGGCUCACUGAAUAACUAUCGCAGUCAUGCUGAUUCCUGGUCCAACUAUGAGGCCAUUAGCUAUGCACCUGCCUCCAUGGCAAAUCAGGCGCUAAACAAUGCCCUGGCCAACUCCAAUGUCAUACGCAAUGCUGUGUUCAAUGGACGUUCGGGAACCGCCGCUGAGGUGUCGGGAGCCAAUGCCAAUUUGGCAGCCUCUGCCUCUUUGUCAGCCAUGGCCGCUGGAUCGGGCGGGGAUUUCUAUAAGAGCUAUGCGUUUAGCGUUACAAAUCGGAACAACAACAGCACACCCAACACUGCCCCACAUAGCAACAACAACAACAACAGUGGCUCAACGCCAAACCUAAAAGAGGAACAUGUUGUUAGUCGUGCUACCUCCAGACGUUUGAGUGCCUCCCGCCGUGCCGGUCUGACCUGUUCCAAUUGUUUGACCACCCAAACCUCCUUAUGGCGCCGCAAUCCCAAUGGCGAGCCAGUGUGCAAUGCCUGUGGCCUCUACUAUAAACUGCACAGUGUCAAGCGUCCGUUGACCAUGAAAAAGGAUACAAUACAGACCCGCAAACGCAAACCCAAGGGUUGUAAGGCCGAAAAAAUGAGCAAGAAACAGGCAGCAGCCGCUGCCGCCGCCGCAGCAGCUGCAGCAGCAAAUUCCAGCACUAUGGAGCAAGGCCUCAAUGAAAAUUCCAAUGGAAAUAUUUCCGGACUGAAUCUAAGCGAUAAUGAUAUUAAACCUUUAACACACCAACAACAAUUAAACACAUCCGCAUCAUCAUUAACCCAAUCGGCGGCUACAUCACCCACGACUAGUUUACCAUCGCCAAGUAAUUCUCAUCAUCACACGUUAAGUAAUAACAACAACAACAAUAAUAAUAAUAACAAUAACAGCAUGAAAAUGUCACCAACAUCGCCGUUGAUGCAACAGCAACAACAACAUCAUCAUAACUUGGGAAAUAUGUCACCACAUGAAUAUCAGCAGCAGCUUGGCCAGUUGCAGGCCUAUCAGCAACAGCAUGCCUCAUCAGCUUCAUCAUCGCCAAACAACAACAACAACAAUUCCACAUUUAAUGAACCAAACGCUAAUGAUGGCAAUCUGUCAUUUGUUAAUUUAUGCAACAACAACAGCAGCAGCUGCAGCAUGCGGACAAACUGA